Molecule: messenger RNA, 7525 nt
Organism: Cottoperca gobio
Lineage: Eukaryota; Metazoa; Chordata; Actinopteri; Perciformes; Bovichtidae
Gene: plagl2
Product: pleiomorphic adenoma gene-like 2
Exons: 5
Coding region: 614-2410 (598 amino acids)
Source: RefSeq, a predicted model, not a curated record
AUGCUUACCGCCCCAUAACUCCGCUGCAGCCUGAGGGGAGCCAGACACACUCUCAGGCCCCGAAUAUAGAAAAAUUAUUGGAAAAAAUCGGAAAAAAGUAUAAAACAUCAGAUCGAGGGGAGAAAAGGACGGGGAGCGGUGGCGUGGGCUCUCCCACGGCGGGUGUCUGGUCCGGUGCGAGAUGGAAGGUUACCGGGGCUCCAUGUGAAAUUGACUAAUGCAGUGCUGGAAACUUUUUGCGGCCCCUCGCUGUUGACGUCUGAUGUUCUGUGCAUGUUUUCGGCGAUCUGGACAGUAAAAAUGCAGAGCAGUGUUUCCCACUCACCGCCAACCAUAGCUGUUGGGACUGGGUGAGGAGGAGAGAACAAGAGAGUAAAGGAGAGGAGCGACUGAAGCAGAGAGAGAAGGAAAGGGCAGAGACAAAAGAAGAAUUAGUAUUUCACCAGCAGAUUUUGGCUUACCUCGAUGUUCCCGCUGGAUCAUUGGCCCUUCCUGUGAGCUGUCGAACACCCUCUUUUUUUUACAAACCCCCCCCCCACAACUUCCCACGUUGAGCCUGCAAGGCAGGGGAGCCACAAGUGAAUUUUCAUGGCAGCGGCACUCUAGGGCUGCCAUGGCAGCUGCUGCCGCCGAUGCCUCACACCGUAUUACCGCACUGACGCCGGAGGAAGAGGGACGAAGGACUGCCGCCAAGCUGUUUGGGAGCGCCGCCCCGCUGCCACGGAUAGAGAGAGAGAGAGAGCGAGAGAGGGGGAAAGAGAAAGAGAGAGAAGAAGGAGGAGGAGAGGUAGGGAAAGCGAGUGGGAACGAGUGUUUGGUGUGCGGGGCCCUGUUUGCCUCACAGGAGAAGCUCCGGCUCCACGCCCUGAGUCACACAGGAGAGAAACCCUUCCACUGCUCACAGCCACACUGUCCCAAGGCCUUCAGCUCCAAAUACAAACUCUUCAGGCAUAUGGCCACACACUCUCCACAGAAGACCCAUCAGUGUUUGUUCUGUGAGAAAAUGUUCCACCGCAAAGAUCACCUGAAGAACCACCUGCAGACCCAUGACCCCAACAAGGAGGCCUUCAAGUGUGAGGAGUGUGGGAAGCACUAUAACACCAAGCUCGGAUACAAGCGUCAUGUGGCCAUGCACUCUGCCACGGCGGGGGAUCUCACCUGUAAAGUGUGCAUGCAGAGCUACGAGAGCACACCCGUGCUCUUGGAGCAUCUCAAGAGUCACUCCGGGAAGUCUUCGGGUGGCACCAAGGAGAAAAAACACCCGUGUGACCACUGUGACCGUCGUUUCUACACACGGAAGGAUGUGAGACGGCACAUGGUGGUCCACACAGGCCGAAAGGACUUCCUAUGCCAGUACUGUGCCCAGCGCUUCGGCAGGAAGGACCAUCUGACGCGCCACGUGAAGAAAAGCCACUCGCAGGAGCUGCUGAGGAUCAAGACGGAGCCUCCUGAUAUGUUAGGUCUUUUAGCUUCUGGGUCGCCACCUUGCUCUGUGAAGGAGGAGCUCAGCCCCAUGAUGUGCGGCAUGGGUCCCAACAAAGACCCCAUGAUGGGCAAACCGUUCCCCAGUGGAGCCCCUUUUCCGAUGGGCAUGUACAACCCCCACCAUCUCCAGGCUAUGCCUAAUUCUGGGGUGGGUCAUCCACACCCGUCCCUGAUGCCCAGUCCAUUGUCUGCAGCUAUGGGCAUGGGCUGUCACAUGGAAACCCCUGGACCUCUUCACCCACACUCCCAUCACCACCACCAUCACCACCACCAUCACCACCACCACCAUUCCCCUCCACUGCCCUCACACCACCAGUCUCCGGCUCCCCAGCAGCAGCACCAGCCCCAGCAAGCCCACAAAUACCAGCUGGGACCUACCUCAUACCUGCUGGACAAGCCCUUGAAAGUGGAGAUGGAGAGCUUCCUCAUGGAUCUGCAGAGCGGCUCGCCAGGCCCGAUUUCCUCUGCAGAGACACAUGCUGCUGCCUCACCCUCCAAGGAUGGACUGGAGCCCACCUCGGGCCUGGUGGACGAGCUUUGCGGGGAUCACCUCCUGUCCAAGAGCCCUGCGGUGAUCGCUGAGUCUCUGUGUGCUGCUAACAUGGACUUCUCCCACCUACUGGGGUUCCUGCCCCUCAACCUGCCUCCCUACAGUGCCCCCAUGAGCACGGGAGGGCUGGUGAUGGGCUACACCUCAUCUGCGAACCCCUCCUCUUCCUCCUCCUCUUCCUCAUCUCUGCACGCUGUCGAGCCCCAUGCUGCAGCAGUUGCCACGGCACCACUUACCUCUUUGCAACCGCAACCUCAGGAGCAGCAGAGCUCCGGCGGGGGUCUGGGCCUCGGAUCCCUGCACCACCUCCCACCAGUGUUCAGCUCCAGCCUUAGUAACACCACGCUGCCUCGCUUCCACCAGGCCUUCCAGUGAGAGAGCCAGCCCUCGGCCCAGCCCGGCCCAGCCACGACGGCUAAGUAUGGAUAUUUCGGGCUGUGUUUUUUUUUACAGGGCCUGUUGAAGAAGUUGGAGAAUUGGAAUAAAUAAAUAUACAAAUGAACACUUAGAAGCCUUAAAUGAAAGUGCACAAAAGCUUUUGAUUGAGCCUUAAAAGGAACUUAAACCCCUUUGAGCAAAAAGGAAAAGGUGAGAAAAGAAGUUGAAGCCGCUUUUAUUUGGGCUUUUCCCCCACCCUUUCCUAUAGUUAUAACAAUGUAUUAACCCAUCCUUUUUUGUUUCCAUUUGCUUACCCUUUUAUCCCCCUCCCAUCCCCUAUUUAGUAGUAUAGAGGGCAGGAUCAGUAGGCCAAAAGGCGUGGUACUGCAUACUUUAAGUAAUAAUAUAAAAAAAAAAUCAAAGAUAAUUUUCUUUUAGUGAAGAUUAUCUGUCUUGUUGUGACCCAGAAAAAAAAUAUAGUUUGAAGUGAAUAUUUUGUUUUACUUUAUUUUUAUUUUCCAAAUGUAAGAACAUGGUAGAAUGUGUCUCAUCUUUAGUUUUGAACCACCCACUCUAAUAACCUAAACGUCAUGAUCAGUACAGAGAGUUUCUCCUCUCUCUCUCUCUCCCAGUGAAGGAAUGGAGAGAUACAGACAGCAAACCGUAACUCUAAAAUCCUCCUCAAGAUGGCCAGACGAGAGCCACAAAAGCCCUUCUGUCUCUAAAAAAGUGCUCAUUAAACAAGAAACAUAAAUUAGAUGUCCCUAUUAUUUUCUUUUAACGGUAACUGAUGUGCUCCCAAAGUUCAGUUUCAAUGAAAAACAGACUAGUGACACCAGUCACACACAUGGCCACACGUUUUUAAGGAAAAGGAAAAACAAAGAAAGAAUCGUGAGUUAAAGUGUGUGAGUUGGUUGAAAAUGAUGUAAUAUCAUGCUGGCUUUUUUUUUUAUGUUCCUCAAGAGAAGCACUUUUUAUUUUUUAUUUUUUUAAGCAGAAGGCACUUGACCUUUAGGAAUCUCCUUGGGAAACCUUUGUCUCCUUCCUUUUGACUUUUCACUGCCUGAGACAGAGACGUUCUCCCCACUCUCCUUCCUUCACCUGUCUCCCUACUAACAGUUAUCUUUAAAAGUUCCCAUGAGAAUAAUGCAUAACGAUAACUGCAGCCACUACUUGGCUGCCCAACAUACCUAAAAUAUAUAUUUUUGGAACAAACACAUCUUUAGGCAGUCUUUUAAAAAGAUGCAUCAUCAUGGUAAUGAUGAACCCUGACAUAUGUGAAUGGCAAAAAACAACAAAAGAACUUCAGUGACAGAUGAGUAAAAAUGUGUUAAAGAAUGUUGUUGCAGUGUACGAAAUAUCUCAAAAAUGAAUAUUAUUAUUGCUUUUAUCUCAGUAAGGUGUAUUUUAGGUAGACGUAUUAAAACUAAGUGAUGAUGUUUUUGAUGUCUGGCAGGUUUACAUUUGUGUGUAUCUUGCAUUUUUGAUCAAAUGGAUGAAGUAUUAGCCUUUUCCCUUAAGCUUUCUCUGUCAUAUCCAAUCUUUACCUUUACAUGUACUUGAGUUAGUAUAGCAGAAUCAGAACUGUGGAUGGGAAAUAUCUAUAGAAGGCUGUUAGUGGCUUAAUAAUCAAUUAGGAUUUGAACUAGAUAGAUUGUUGGGAUGCUGACAUGGACGGCCUAUGAAUCUCUGUCUGUAGGUCCAGAUCCAAUGGAAUAUGUAACCCCUUUGCUGUGGUGAGAUCCCACUACGAGCUCAGUGGGAUUGGAUGUUUAGGAGUUUAGAUCCUUUCUAACCCUUCACCACCAGCCUCUAAAAACCUGAGCCCAAAGUUAACCUAAGCUUCAAAGUGAAACAGGUGCUCUUCACCUAACGUUCUGUCUGUGCCAUGACCAACACAACACCUAUAACUUCACACAGAGGUGAGCUCCUGCAUCCUCUGUGAGAAUUCAUUUUGUGCUGAAAUGUCGUCCCAGACGUAGAAGAAGGCCCGCUCACUUCACAUAGGCCACAGGCCCCCGAUCGCCAUUCAAUGUUAAACAAAACAAAGAGAAACACAGCACAUAAAAAUGAAAAAUAAAAUACACAUUGCUGCUUUUAGCUACGGUUGCUGAUGGACGACAACUGUAGACCACUAGAACAUUUCAAUUAUUUUUGCAAGAUGGACAGCGAGCUGAAAACAUGCACAAACGGAACCAACAAAGUGUUCAUCCUCCCCGGGCCCCAUCCCCUCCUCCUCCUCCUCCUCCUCCUCCUCCUCCUCCUCCUCCUCUCUCAGCUGCUUUGUAGAGUCAAAAGUUAAGGGUCUGAAAUUACGGCGAUAUCCGGAAGAACGCAGUCACCGAAUUCCCAGGCUUUGACAUUCAAAGCACAGGGGGGGACAUGACUGACUGCACAACCUGGGGUAUUGCUCAUAGUCAUAUAUUUGUUUUGUUUGUUGUCAUAUGAUAUAUUAUUUUCUGUUUGUAUAAAACAGGACCUCGAAAAACAACACAACACAUCACCUCAUUUUUAUUUGUUUUAUUUUUCUUACCAAAACCUGGGGAGAAGAAACUCAAUUUUUGCACAAUUUCUUGAUACAAAAAUGCUACAAGAGUUUUGUAAUACUGUAGGAUAUGAAACCCGGACGAUGAGCAGCUGAUUAAAACAGGUGAAUAUUCCCCUUGGGAGGAAGCAGCGGAAAAUGAGAAAUUAGCUAAAUGUAGGAAAAGCUUCCCCGCAGUCGGACUGUUAAACAUUUACAUCGCUAAAAUUGUAGAUUUUACAAUCCAAGUUCUGAACUCAUUUGAAAUGUAUUUUACACGUAUUAGUUACCCCCCUGGGAAGUCAUUAUUUUGAUAAUGACUUGUAAAAUGAUCAAACUUUUUAUUGAUCCUAAUUAGCUGUCGGCACCUUUGUGAGAAUUUUCAUGAUAUAGCCUCGACAAAAAAGGCAAGAUUUAAAUGUGAUCUUUAUCAUGAGUUUAAAAAAAGGAGGUUUUUAAGAAAAACCUCUUGGAUUAAGCCAAAUUUGUCGCAAUCAAAUUAAGCAAUUUUUACUUUUGUAACAAAUAUUCAUUAAGCCCUAAAAAAAAUAUAAAGAAAGAAAAAGUUAAAGAAAAGCUUUUGGCAUUUAUUAAGUUUGUCCUCCCUGGGUUUCUGUGAGCUAAUCUGAAUUCUAGCACUUUCAACCUUUAAAAAAAAAAAAAGAGUAUUUUUUCUUUUAAAAUUUCAGCUUAUAUGUUCAUAUGUUUUUAAUUUUGUAUUGAUCCUGUAUAUGUAUGUGCCAUUAGUUUGAUGUGUAGACUUUAUCAACCUUUGUGUAUUUCUCUUCUCCAAAAAAAUAACAGUAUUUUUGAUAGACUAAUAUCCUUCUAAAUAAGAGCCCCCUGCCCCUUCUCCUUAGAAACCUUUUUCGUUUUUGGGUAACCAGCUUUGCCUUCUCUCUCAUACAUUUAUCUAAUCAAACUCUACAGCCAAGUGCGUGACGAGAACAGCAAUAACAUAUCUGUUACUCUGAGGCAGGGAGAAACAAGACCGUUCUCAGUCGAGUGUCAAAGCCGCAGCCUGACCACGUUGUUGCAACACAGACACAUCUGCACGCUACUUUUAGACCAUGUAACUGAAUUUCUUUUUAUAAAAAAUGCCAUGAGUGACCCCAAAACUUAGCACUUAGAGCCCACUGAACUCAUAUGUAUAGCUUUGAAUUAAUGUUACUAAACAUGCACUCAUCAAGGAGUAAAAAAAAGGAGUGUAACCUUUAGAUAUUUUAAGACGGAAGUGAAAAACGUGGAAGUGUUGUCAGGCUGUGAAACACUGACAGCAUGUUGGGGUCUAAGAGCUGAUUCCAGACGGAUUCACCCAGGACUGGGAGAAUUUAUUCAUAGUGGGAUCAUUCUGGGAAAAUGAGCCCCGUCUCUGGACUCACACCCCAAUCUGUAUGGAAGCCCAUUUCCACACAAAAAAAGAAAGAAAAAGAAAAUCACUAAAAGUUAAAAAGUUUGAAUUAUGUGCUACAAAGUCAAAAUUUGACUUACUAUCCAAUAAUUCUAACUUCUGACAAAGUCCAAAUGUAGCCUGUACAUUUUUUUAUUAAUGUUAUAAUUUAAUCUUUGGAAGUGAAAAUGUUUAAAUCCUCAUAAUGUUGUACAGAGGCCCUGAAAGGCAAGUGAGAAAUAUUUUUCAGGUGAUCCAAAAGUUACAAAAACAAAAAACUUUGAUAGAUUAUCCUGGCAAAGUCUUUUUUUUCACUUUUCCUUAAGUCAUAAAAAAAGAAAAUACAACAAUUAUAAAUCAGACUCAUAAAUAUUAAUAUUUUGACUUCUAUUUCCUUACUACUACUACUACUACAUACUGGGCAUACAUACAAGAAUAUUACUUACACAUUUUAUAUAUAUAAUAUAUAUAUAUAUAUAUAUUAUUUAUAUAUAAAAUGAUGCUCCCUGACUUGACAGUGAUGUUAUUCUGUUCCUCGGCUUGGCUGUAGCUCCAUUACCUCGACCUGCACCUACUAGGGAUGCACUUAUCCUACCCUUUCCUCUUUACUACUAGGUGCAGAACACAAGCAUUUUAAGGGAAUUUGUUCAUCAGUUUAACUGAUUUGACUUUAAUAAUGCUCUUUCUUUCUCUCCCUCUCUUUUCUUUGAUUUUAUUAAGAAACUUGGUACUGUCUGAUGCAGGCAACAUCCACAUGUAGUUUUAUAUAUUUCUAGCUUAAUGUAAGUCUUGCAUUCCAACCUCUUUGUGUAUCUCAUUUAGUGACAUUUUAUUUUUAUCACUUGCUAUUACAGCCACCUCUGGAAUAAAAAGGGUGAAAAAAGGUGAACGAAAAUAGAAUAUUUGCAUUCACUUACACUAUUUUAUAUAGCAUGGAGUUUAUCAACUACAGGGAGAAUUAUAUAAACGAUGUGCUUCGGAGAAAGAAAGAAAAUGAGAAGUCUUUGCUUUUUUUGUUACAUAUCUCACAUGCAAUCAGUUGCUGCAAUGUAGAAGUGACAGAUUUGUAUAUUGGUUGAUCCAAAGAGAUGAUGAACACAACAACAGAACUAUUGACUUAUUGUACAGUACAGUGUAUCUUUGAGUUGUCAUGUGUUAUGUUGAAAUGAUUAAAAGACAAACCAGCGGUUUCAUACUC